GAAACGUCGAUCUUUGAAAUCCGAUCGACUUCGUUAGUGUAACCUUUCUGCGUCUCUGUCUCGUUUCCUCUUAGCUCGUCUGUGAGUCGAGGCUUCUAACCUAAACAUGCCGAAAGAGAUUAAAGAAAUUAAGGACUUUCUGCUGAAAGCCAGGAGGAAGGACGCCAAAUCUGUCAAGAUAAAGAAAAAUAUGGAUAACGUCAAAUUUAAAGUGAGGUGUUCAAGGUUUCUUUACACUUUGGUAAUCAAGGAUAAAGAAAAGGCAGAAAAAUUAAAGCAAUCUCUUCCUCCAGGUCUCCAAGUAAAGGAAAUCAAAUAAUUUUUUUAUGUAAACAAUAAAUUUUAAUUUUACAUAUA
This is a messenger RNA of Cimex lectularius (bed bug), 357 nucleotides long. RefSeq names its product 60S ribosomal protein L38 (gene RpL38). Gene Ontology annotation, molecular function: structural constituent of ribosome. The transcript is spliced from 5 exons. Gene Ontology annotation, biological process: protein-RNA complex assembly; translation. The record is from RefSeq and is a predicted model, not a curated record. NCBI's taxonomy places the organism in Eukaryota, Metazoa, Arthropoda, Insecta, Hemiptera, Cimicidae. Gene Ontology annotation, cellular component: ribosome; cytosolic large ribosomal subunit. Bases 107 to 319 code for a protein of 70 amino acids.